AUGGAGACACGGGCAGAGAAGGGCGAGGAGGGCGACGGCGCGCGCAUCACGGCUCAGCUGCUGAAGGCCAGCACCGGGGAGUUUGCUCUGGAGUCCAUCCUGCUGCUGAAGCUGCGCGGCCGCGGCAUCGCCGACCUGGGCUGCCUGGGCGACUGCACCAACCUGGAGUGGCUCGACCUCUCCGGCAACGCCAUCUCGCAGCUGGGCCCCCUGGCCGGCCUCAAAGCCUUGGCCGUCCUCAACCUCUCGCGCAACCGCAUCUCCAGCCUGGAGCCGCUGGGCUCCUGCGAGAGCCUGCAGAGCCUCAACCUGGCGGGCAACCAGGUGAGCAGCCUGCAGCAGCUGCGCUGCCUGGCCGGCCUGCGGCGCUUGGAGAGCCUUCGGCUGCGCGACGCGCUGGGCCAGCUCAGCAACCCCGUCUGCGCCACCGCCGCCUACCGCACCGCGCUGCCCGAGCUGCUGCCCGGCCUGCGGGACGUCGACGGCGAGCGCGUGUCGGGGCGAGGCAGCGAGCUCUUCCAGCUGUGCCGCGACCUCGACAGCUCGCUGGGACGCGGCCCCGGCCCCGCGCCGCCGCGCGCCGCUCAGCCCUGGGUGCGGGCGGGCUUCUGGGAGCCGCCGCCGCUGCGCCGCAGCUCCAUCGUGGAGGAGGCGUACCGGCAGUUCGGCGAGGCGCUGCGGGAGUGCCGCGAGUUGGGCAGGCGAGCCGAUGACACCAUCGCGCAGGCUGAGCGGGCGCUGAGCGGGCGCGCCGACCCCGGAUCCUACGUCUUCUGAGCGGCCCGAAGCCAUCGAGGCG
Lagopus muta (rock ptarmigan) is the source of this 799-nucleotide messenger RNA. It is a transcript of the gene LRRC61, whose product is annotated as leucine rich repeat containing 61. The record is from RefSeq and is a predicted model, not a curated record. Gene Ontology annotation, biological process: outer dynein arm assembly. The transcript has a single exon. The coding region runs from base 1 to 777 and encodes 258 amino acids. NCBI's taxonomy places the organism in Eukaryota, Metazoa, Chordata, Aves, Galliformes, Phasianidae. Gene Ontology annotation, cellular component: cytoplasm. Gene Ontology annotation, molecular function: protein binding.